AUAGGUUGAAGUCUGGCUCUUCCCAGUGAAAGUAGUGCUGGUUUAUUCUCUCCCGAAGUAAGAGCAGGUAUCUGGUGCGAGCUUCUGUACCAAUUUCUUUAAAAUCAAGAUCAUUCAUAAAUAUACCAGACGGAAAGUGUCUUAAAUACUUGAGAUAAAUUGGAACUAUAAAAUCGUAACGAUAUACGCAGUUCCGUCGAGGUCCGUAUCUACAACUCUAAGCAAUCCGAUUGUCACAGUCUAUUGAUUUUUGAUCACAUCAAUAUCGCCAGCUUGUGUUAUCGCACUUAUUUCAUCUAAAUUGCAUCCCCGCGAAAACCGCUGCAGGCGCAAAAAAGAUUAUUUAUACAUACAGAAGACCAGCUCUCCCUUUUUCUUAUUUACUUUCUCCCCCAUAGAGAAAAGUAUAGUUGAAGUUUUGCAUUGCUAAAACACUCCUGACUAGAUCCGUUACACUUAUCGAACACCAAUCGUUGUUGCAUUUCAGUUACUUCUUAGUUGUCUAUAAUCAUUAUCUAUCUCAUCGAGUCCUAUACAUACUUUAUCUUCAUCCUGAUAAUUGCCUGAUAUAGUGAUCUCUUCGUUUCGAGAUAGUUUCACUUUUCACGUCAUAUGAUCACCAUUCUGCUCAUUUUAUCUAAUAUUCACAAUGUUUAACCCUUUCAGGCACCGCAGGUCUUCUUCCAGCUCCGGCGACGAUGAUCCCUUUGACCUCGCAGAAAACUACUAUGGCCCCAAAAACGCUCCCAUCUCCAAGAUGGGCAGAGUGAGAACCUUCUCAGUUUUUGAAACCAAACCACGCAACCAGAUCUUUGACUUUGCCGAGGAUGCCAUCAAGGAACAGUCUUCUUCGGCUUCUACAUCCCCAUCGCCUACGCCCUUUGCAGAGAGCUUAAGCGAGGAUAACGAGCCACGUCCCAGCGAAGCGGUGUUCGGCCGGAAGCCUUCCAUCGUGCCUAUUUAUGCUGACGACUCGUCUACAGAGUCAAUCAACAGCAUCGGACAUCCUGUAAAGCCUAAAGCAAUUCAUCACUUCAGAAGGUCUUCUGUAGACGACUCUUAUCUCCGGCCCAAGAAGUUCUACAUCAGCAACGUAGAAGCUACGCUUGAUGAGUUGUUGCAUAAUGAAGAUACCGACCGUAACUGCCAGAUCACCAUUGAAGAUACCGGGCCGAAGGUAUUGCGCUUGGGAACUGCCAACUCUAAUGGCUUCAACCAGGCGGCUAUCAGGGGUACCUAUAUGUUGAGUAACUUGCUCCAAGAGUUAACUAUUGCCCAACGUUUUGGCAGAAAAGAGAUGAUCCUAGAUGAACAACGUCUUAACGAAAACCCCGUUGCCAGAAUGAAGCGUCUCAUAUCGACCCAGUUCUGGAAGUCGUUGACAAGGCAGAUCACGGCAGAAAACAUCGUAGACAUGGCUAGAGACACCAAGAUCAAAGAAACUUACGUAGACCAACACGGAGUCCUCCAUGAGGAUGCGGAAUCGCACCGUAUAUACGUCCCAUACAACCGUAAGGACCAAUAUGACUACUAUAUGUCAAUCAAAGAAAGCAGACAGGAUGUCUUCUUUGAUGUACAAUACUUGCCGGAAGUCAUAGAUUCGGUUUACAUAAGAUCCAUCAACAAAAAGCCUGGUUUACUUGCUUUGGCUUCUUCUCCAGACCCUAAGGACCCCAAGAAAAUGAUUAACCAGCCUUAUGUUGUCCCCGGCGGUAGAUUCAACGAGUUGUACGGCUGGGAUUCGUACAUGGAGACUAUUGGAUUAUUAACCGAUGUCACUCCCAAGGACCAAGAACAUCUCAGAUUAGCCCGGGGCAUGACGGAAAACUUCAUCUACGAGAUCCACCACUACGGCAAGAUUCUUAACGCCAACAGGUCCUACUAUUUGGGCAGAUCCCAGCCUCCCUUCUUGACGGAUAUGGCUCUUAGAGUAUUCGACAAGACUGUAGAAGUAGACCCGGGUAGGAAAGUAGAAGCGUUGGAUUUUCUCAAGAGAGCGACCGUAGCAGCCGUUAAAGAAUACAAGACCAUCUGGUGUGCCAAACCUCGUUUAGAUGAGAAGUCUGGUUUAUCAUGCUACCACCCUGAUGGUUUGGGAGUUCCACCAGAGACUGAAUCUUCUCACUUCAACGCUGUGUUGAAGCCGUACGCAGAAAAGUACAAGAUUUCACAGGACGAGUUCAUCGAGAAGUACAAUGCAGAGAUCAUCAAGGAACCUGAAUUGGACGAGUAUUUCCUUCAUGACAGAGCUGUGAGAGAAUCUGGUCACGACACCACGUAUAGAUUGGAGGGUAGAUGUGCUUAUUUAGCUACUGUAGACUUGAAUGCUUUGUUGUACAAGUACGAGAAUGAUAUCGCAUUUAUCAUCCAGAACCACUUUGGGGGGAAGUUGGAAUGCAACGGAGAAAUCGAGGAGCCGGAAGUUUGGGUAGCCAGGGCAAUCAAGAGAGUGGAACGAGUCAACAAGUAUUUAUGGAACGAAGAAGAUUCCAUGUACUACGACUAUGACAUCAAGAAAGAAACGCAGUGCAAGUACGAAUCUGCCACUGCCUUCUGGCCAUUAUGGUCCAAGUUGGCUAUUCAGGAACAAGCGGACAAACUUGUCAAAAAUUCAUUGGACAAGUUCGAAGAAUUUGGUGGUUUGGUCGCUGGUACGCUUAAAUCUCGUGGAGACGUCAAUCUCUCGAGACCUUCUCGUCAAUGGGACUAUCCUUAUGGUUGGGCCCCUCAACAAAUCUUGGCCUGGAUUGGGUUGUGCAACUAUGGGUAUGAUGGUAUCGCUCGCCGUUUGGCGUACCGCUGGCUCUACAUGAUGACCAGAGCUUUUGUAGACUACAACGGGGUUGUUGUCGAGAAGUACAACGUCACCGAGGGAGCUGUUCCACACAAGGUUGAUGCCGAGUAUGGUAACCAAGGUUUGGACUUUAAGGGUGUAGCAACUGAAGGAUUUGGCUGGGUCAAUGCCAGCUACUUGUUUGGGCUCACGUUGAUGAACUUGCAUGCAAAGAGAUGUUUGGGGACGUUGACGCCGCCAAACGUGUUCUUGAUGAAUAUGCAUCCCGUGCAAAGAGAGUACUUUCUGUAAUUUCUCUGGUUGGUAUAAUGAGAUAUAACAUAUAAGAAAUAUAUAAGAAUUUAGCAAAUGUAAUGCUAUAUAAUGAU
Scheffersomyces stipitis CBS 6054 is the source of this 3162-nucleotide messenger RNA. RefSeq names its product alpha,alpha-trehalase NTH1 (gene NTH1). Gene Ontology annotation, molecular function: calcium ion binding; alpha,alpha-trehalase activity. Gene Ontology annotation, cellular component: cytoplasm. Gene Ontology annotation, biological process: trehalose catabolic process. The transcript has a single exon. The record is from RefSeq and is a predicted model, not a curated record. Bases 650 to 3085 code for a protein of 811 amino acids. NCBI's taxonomy places the organism in Eukaryota, Fungi, Ascomycota, Pichiomycetes, Serinales, Debaryomycetaceae.